UCGAUUUUUCCAUUUGUUCAAUCAGUUCAAAAUCGGGUCUCAAUCAAACAGUAUCACGAGAACAAUAAUGUUGACAACGGGUAGAGGUAUAUGUGUGGUAGCUUUAGUUGUGGUAAUCGCAGUUUGUGCAACUAAUGGCAGAGAGAUAGCGAGAGACAAACGCGAUGUUUUCGAUUUGGAACCGGCCGAAUCCAAGCACUACAAAAAAGGAGGUGGCAAAGAACAUCACUCCGAACACCAUGCCAGCCAUGGCGACAAAGGCGAUAAAGGUUAUAAAGGACAUCAUUCCCACGAAAAGGGAGAAAAGGGCCAUCAUGAUAAAGAAGACCACAAAAAACACUACGAAGAACAUGGCGGACACAAGAAGAAGCAUCAUCACGAUGACGGCUACUACGGCGAACACCACAAAGGCGAAAAGGGAGAAAAAGGCCAUAAAUUCGGAGAAAAAGGCUCCUACAAAAAGGGACAUAGCACCCAUGGAGGCCAUGAUGUCCACAAAUUAGACGAAUUCAAGAAGGAGAAGCACUUCUACGAUGAGGACCAUGACGAAGGCCACCAUUCCAAACACGGUGGUUUCCACCACGAAGAUGGCUACAAGAAGGGAGGUCACAAGAAAGGAGGGCACAAAAAAGGAGGCCACCACGAAGAUCACUAUGGAAAGAAGGGACAUCAUGAACACGGUUCCCACUAUCACGACGAAAAAGGUCACAAAGACGCUGGUGGUCACGACGAGCACUGGCACCACGAUUCUAAAUACGGUAAGAAGGGUGGCCACGACGACCACAAGAAGUGGGGAUUCGAAAAACACGAUAAGCAUUGAAUUAGCUAGUUUUUUUCAUUUUUUGUUAUUGUUGAUAAUGUUGGAUGUUUAUUAUAGAAAAUAAAUUUUUUCUACUUA
Molecule: messenger RNA, 898 nt
Organism: Harmonia axyridis
Lineage: Eukaryota; Metazoa; Arthropoda; Insecta; Coleoptera; Coccinellidae
Product: histidine-rich glycoprotein-like
Exons: 1
Coding region: 68-820 (250 amino acids)
Source: RefSeq, a predicted model, not a curated record